AUGAAGCGUAUAAAAACAAAUCAAGCGUUCAAAUCAUAUAAAAUUGGAAGAAGAAUUGAUGAAAGAAAGUUAAAGACGUUUCCUUCAUAUGAUGUAUAUGAGGAAUUGAAUAAAGAAUCAUCCUCUAAUAAGUAUGACAACUAUUGCAAGGAUAAGUUUAAAUCUGAAAGUGAACGAACAAAGUUGGACAAUCUUUGUAAAAAGUUAGCAAGAAAUUUAAAAGGAAAAUUAUCCAACAUUGAAGAUAAGGAAGAAAAUCAGGAUGAUCAUUGUUUAUAUUUCAUGUCCUGGCCUUACGACGAAAUGAGUAAAAUAUUUACUGGCAAUUCGAAAAAUAUUUAUGAAAUAGGAGGUUUUGCCAACUUACUCAAAAUAGUGUAUGAUAUCAGUUCUGAACUACGGAACGAGGAUUAUCGUGAAAAAUCUGCAUUUUUAAAUAAUGAGUUUAGUAUUUAUAAUCAGGUAGUAUGA
Plasmodium cynomolgi strain B is the source of this 471-nucleotide messenger RNA. RefSeq lists its product as hypothetical. The record is from RefSeq and is a predicted model, not a curated record. The transcript is spliced from 3 exons. The coding region runs from base 1 to 471 and encodes 156 amino acids. NCBI's taxonomy places the organism in Eukaryota, Apicomplexa, Aconoidasida, Haemosporida, Plasmodiidae.